AUGCAAUUGAUAGCGAGGUUCAGGAACCAGUACGAGAAGACGAGACAACAAGUUAAGACGACAGUCAAAGGCCUUGGAAACAAGCUCACGAAGCGAGUCUCCCAUGUGGAAACCUACAAGAACGAGGAAUGCAAGGUUCGGCAAGUGGCAGACACCGAUCACACGGAGUGGUCAAUCAACUUCGAGAAUACGCCAGAAGACACCCUCAGCUUUGAAGAGCAAAUCCACGCUGCUCUAGCCAUAGUCGCUAACGACAAAAGAGAUGGCUCUGGCAGCAGCGAAGGUACCAAUCUUGAAGGAAUUAAGAACAAAGAGGAAGACAUUGUGAUAAGAGGAUUACAACCAUCGGACCUACUAGCACAUGCAAUAUUGCUCGAACCAGCGUACUCUCAAGUCACAGAAAUCGUGACAGCGGACAAGUCAUCCAGCUCGACUGAGUCAAAGCAGGAUUCAAACGAGGAAGAGGACGAACAGCGUAGUGAGUCAUCUUCGUUUACCAAUUCCUAUGGCAUCUCCAAUCAGGAAGAAAUGGUCUACAAGAACGAAUUUGACUUCCACGUUGUACUGGAAGAACAUACUGGUGUUACCGUCAACGACUACGACAAGGAUUUUGUUACACAAAAGGAGGUAAAUUGUCCACCAGGACCUAUACCAGGCGGUGCUCAAGUUAUCGCUGCUAUGGUUACGGGGCUUCCGCCUGUCGCCAUCAAGAACGAAUCCGAACACGAACCGACAGGUAACGACCGAGAAGCUGGACAACGAGAACAAAUUGGGAGAAAGGAUGCUGCUGACGAUGCCUCGCUUGCUUCGAAUUCAGCCGACGAUGUGUCGGAUGUUCGUCACCCCAUCUCAGCACGGAGAACGAGUGCAGAAGCUAUUUGCGAUGCCGAAGACGAGCCUACGAUCCAUGAUCCUAUAUGCGUGAAUAGAGCGCAAUCACGAGAUGAAGCCACGCAGACUGCAUCUCCGCAAGCUGAAGCCGAUGUCAAUAUUGAGCCUGAUCCUCAGAUAGAGGUAGGGAUAGAAGAAGAUGAAGAGGACUAUAGCGAUGACGACAGUGACUUCCCGCGCUUUGAGGAGGUGUACAAUGCCAUCGACCUUGAAGCGCUCAAGACAAUUGCUCUGUCUCUGCGAAAGCAUGUCUUGGUCGACUCCAGCCAGUCCGCCGAAGAUUUGUCAUGCGUAGUACACGAAGACACUAAAUGUGGCAGCUACAACGUCGCAUUCUUGGUCAUGUUCAGCGAUGAUGUGCAAUGGGUUGCCAAGGUGCCGGGCUACGGAAAGAACCCUUCUGAGCUGCAAAAAGAGAAGAUGGAGAGUGAGUACAGGACCGCACAAUACGUCCGAUCAAAGACGACUUUCAAGAUGCCAGAGAUCUAUCUCUGGACCACUGACCCAAGCGUCAUCGGUGUGGCAUUUGGACUCAUGUCAUACAUGAAUGGGACUUCUCUCUGGCAUUGUUGGCAGAAUCCUUAUUUCGAUUACCAGCGAUGUUUGCGAGCAGUAGGUGAUGUGGCUAAAGAGAUGGCCAAGUUGUACUGCUUGCAAUUCCCCAAAACUGGUAUGCUGCGAUUCGACAACGACAGAUUCACAGGAGUUGACUACGAAAUCGAAUACGAGGAAGCAGGCGACUGUAACUGGGCUAAUUCAAGAAAGUUUGGGCCAUUCGCGAGUACGACUGACUGGAUCCAGAAAACUAUUGCGAGGAUAAAGAUACCUCCCUACAAAAUCCGAGAGAAAACCAAAGACUAUCGUCAUCCUACUGGUGACAAAACGUUACGAACCAUGCUUGAGAGUGUACCCCAAUUCAUGCAAGAAUCGCCUCUUUCGCUCUGUCUGGCAGAUCCAGACUUUCAGAACAUAUUCGUCGACUUUGAAACUGGAGAGCUCCAAGGAUUCAUCGAUAUGGACAACCUUCACGUUACUCCUGUUGUCGUUGGGAGUGCUGCCUUUCCCCCAAUCAUAACGCGAGAUCGAAACAUGGGCAAAUUCGUCGAAGAAGCGCGUGUUGACGACUUUCACCAUAGCCAAGCUGGAUUGGAUGGUUACAAGAAGUACCGGCGUCAUUAUGCCGCAUGUUUCAAGGCAGCUUUGCCACAAGAUACGAAGUACGAUCCUAGGUGGACAGAGCUUAGCCACCACCUAUAUUACCUCGAGUAUGCAUCAUGGACGCAUCGCGAAUGGGGAGCUCGCAUUAUCCACCAGAUGAGCAGAGACGCGUAUAAGCAUGUUUAUGGCGACAAGCUUUCUGACGAACGUCUUGGAGAUCUACGGAAGGCUGACAUGUCUUCGUUGAAUCCUUAUCGACGACGACGUUUCGUGAAGACUAUCGCGAAGGGACUUUGGAUACCAGAAGACGAAUCAACAUCUACUGUGUCGUCGAUCGUUCUCCAUUCUUUACCACAAGAAAGUGCACCAUCUGCUCUACGGCCACCUUCAUUGCAAAAUCGUCAGGUAUGUGAAGACGAAACUCAGCCAGACGACCGAAAUCCAACACCAGCGCCCUCAACGUCUUUGUGUUCGUCGUCGGCGAUCGAACGAGCUGUACCUGCCACUCCUGCUACGGCGUCCGAUCUACGAGCAGAGAAUCCACCUCUGCAGCAAGACAGCCGCCACACUCAGACCACAACGAACCUGGAUCAAGCGCACACACACGAAGAGGCUGCCGAACCAAGACAGUCGUCUUCUAAAAAGCUUCAAGUCCUUCAAUUUAGAGACAAGUCUAGGGAACGAUUGCGUACAAUGUCACGGCGGCGGAUUGUGAAUGGAUUCCAGCAAACUGUGGAGGAUAUCUGGACAUGCGGAUGCAGAAUGUUGCCGAGUAAGCUGUUUGAUUAG
Lithohypha guttulata is the source of this 2838-nucleotide messenger RNA. RefSeq lists its product as uncharacterized. The record is from RefSeq and is a predicted model, not a curated record. The coding region runs from base 1 to 2838 and encodes 945 amino acids. The transcript has a single exon. NCBI's taxonomy places the organism in Eukaryota, Fungi, Ascomycota, Eurotiomycetes, Chaetothyriales, Trichomeriaceae.